GAUAUAGUUUUUAAUUCCCGCAAAAUGUUCGUUUGUCUUCCAGCUCAAGGUACUAGGUGCUGGGAUUGACCGGCAUAUGGGAAAAUUGCUGGACUUUGCAACAAAACUGGGACAUAUGAUAGAAAAGAAGGAAGACCGACAGCUUAAAACAGAUGUGGUCGAAGACCGAGUGGAGAAUAGUGAAGCUAAAAUGGAAUUGGAUGAGCAGCCUCUAGAGAAGGACCAGGUCGAGCCACAAGUGGAGACAACUGGAGAGAAAUGUGAAGAAGAUCCUCAAGAGAAGAAUCGAUUUGAGGUGGUGGAGAAUGAAGCUGAGAACACUGUAGAGAUACCGGACGAGGAG
Messenger RNA from Linum tenue, 343 nucleotides. The record is from the annotation of a GenBank genome assembly. Lineage: Eukaryota; Viridiplantae; Streptophyta; Magnoliopsida; Malpighiales; Linaceae.